AGAGAGAAAGAGAAAGCGAAGAGAGAAAAAUGACAAAAUAAGCUUUCCAUCAAUCAAUUACACAAAGCUGCAGAAAUCAUGCUACCUGCCCUUUGAGUUAAAAUUCUUGAUUUGCUUUCUGGGGUUCCUCUAAAUUUUUAUACAUAUAUAUAUAUAUAUAUAUAAAGGUAAUGGGUAAGUUACCAAAUCCUUCAUCUCUCUGUGUAUUUCUAGUAAUGGGGAAUGUGAGUGGGAAGAAGAAAGAUGAAGAAAGUGCAGAGAGCUCUGGAAUCAAGAAUCAAGAACAUGGGGAGGAAGAAUAUAUGGAGUAUGGUUUGUUUCCAGAUUCCAUGGUUCAGUCUCCUCCUCAUAGUUCUAAAGCUUAUCAUCACUCUCCUUUGAUUUUCGCUCCACAGGUUCCAGUUUUCCCCUUACAAAGGCCUGAUGAAAUAUUAAUGCAAAAUCAAAGUGGUAACAUAGUGCAAAACACAAUGGAGUAUGGGGAUAUGCCUUGUGCAAAUGGGAUACCAACAAUGAUCACAUGGAGUCAUGGGGGACAUGAAGUUGCUAUUGAGGGAUCAUGGGAUGGCUGGAAGACAAAAAAUUUCCUGCAAAGAACAGACAAGGACUUCACUGUCAUGAAGGUGUUGCCAUCAGGCGUGUAUCAUUACCGGUUUAUUGUAGAUGGACAAUGGAGAUAUGCUCCAGAUUUGCCAUGUGAAGGUGACGAUACGGGUAAUGUGUUCAAUGUCUUGGACUUGCAGGAUAUUAUUCCAGAGGUCCUAAAUAACACCAAUUGGUCAGAAGCACCUCCUUCCCCUGAGUCAAGCUACAGCAAUGCACCUUUCAGUUCAGAAGAUUUUAACGAAAAACUACCUGAUUUGCCUCCUCUGUUACAACAGACACCCCUGGACCAACCGUCUUCAUCUGCUGGUAGUGUGGAGACAUUUCAGAAGCCAUUACCAGCAGUAUUGAACCAUCUUUACAUACAGAAAACCCGUAGCAGUCAAUCAAUGGUGGUACUAAGUUCAACACAUAGAUUCCGCACCAAAUAUGUGACAGCAGUACUUUACAAGUCCUUGAAAAACUUAAAAAAGUGAAAACACUUGCGAAAUUUUCUGGAGUUGGAAGUAAAGGAAUGUGCCAAUGGAUUCAUUUUGAAUACCAAAGAUGAUCUAUGUAAGAAAAGGUAACAAAGGUCUCUACUACAUGAUGCAAGUGCUUUUUUGUUGUUUUGACAAUCAUUUCAGAAGUAAGCAUCUGAAUUUUACAGAAAAUCACGAUGAAAUCUUGAUUUUGUUUUUGCAUCUUCAUGUGAUAUUUACCAAUGUGAUGCUUCUGAAUAUCUGUAUGUAAUAUGUAUUUACAGUACACUGUAGUUUUUGAAAGAAUUAUAAUUUGUAGUUAUAGUUAGGAUUUUGUAG
Solanum stenotomum is the source of this 1403-nucleotide messenger RNA. RefSeq names its product SNF1-related protein kinase regulatory subunit beta-2-like. Gene Ontology annotation, molecular function: protein binding. Lineage: Eukaryota; Viridiplantae; Streptophyta; Magnoliopsida; Solanales; Solanaceae. The record is from RefSeq and is a predicted model, not a curated record. The coding region runs from base 171 to 1079 and encodes 302 amino acids. The transcript is spliced from 5 exons.